AUGCAGGAUAUAGAGAAAGGAAACUGGACAAGCAUCAGAAAAUUCAUCCUCCUGGGUCUGGGGACUUUUCCUGAGCUGCAGCCUUUUCUUUUUUGGUUCUUCUUGGUGAUAUAUCUGAUGACCAUAACUGGAAACCUCCUCAUCUGUCUACUUGUUGUGGCUGAUCAGCAUCUUCACACCCCAAUGUAUUUCUUCCUGGGAAAUUUGUCUGGCCUGGACACUUGCUAUAGUUCUAUCUUCCUGCCCAAACUGUUAGCAAACUUGCUGACUGGUGAGAAAACCAUCACUGUGCAUGGAUGCCUAGCCCAAUAUCAUUUUCUUGCACUUUGUACAACUAUAGAGACCUAUCUUUUAUCUGCAAUGUCGUAUGACCGCUAUUUGGCAAUUUGUAGCCCGUUGCUCUAUGCUAAUAUUAUGAAUAGGAAAUUCUGUUUCCAGCUUAUGGCCACAACAUGGAUAAAUAGUUUGAUAUUUAACAUCAUUCUGGUGGUUCUCAUGGUUCAGUUAUCCUUCUGUGGCCCUAAUGUCAUAGACCAUUACUUCUGCGACUUCUAUCCAGUGGAAAAACUGUCCUGUUCUGACACAAGUCUCCUUGAAAUCAUCACUUUUCUCAUGAGUUUUAUUUUUGUGAUUGUUCCCUUUCUCUUGACCCUUAUCUCUUAUAUCUGCAUCAUUGGUACCAUCAUCAAAAUCAAAUCCACCACUGGAAGACAAAAAGCCUUUUCAACCUGCUCUUCUCAUCUCAUGGUUGUUUGCCUCUAUUAUGGCACAUUAAUCAUUGUCUAUGUGUUGCCAGAUUCUCCCACCCUGAGACAUCUCAAUAAAAUAUUUUCCAUUUUUUAUACAGUGAUGCCACCUUUGGUCAAUCCCCUAAUCUAUACAUUAAGAAACAAAGAAGUUCACAAAGCCCUAAGACGACUUUGUG
This is a messenger RNA of Python bivittatus (Burmese python), 925 nucleotides long. Its product is annotated as olfactory receptor 2AP1-like. NCBI's taxonomy places the organism in Eukaryota, Metazoa, Chordata, Lepidosauria, Squamata, Pythonidae. Gene Ontology annotation, molecular function: G protein-coupled receptor activity; olfactory receptor activity. Gene Ontology annotation, cellular component: membrane. The record is from RefSeq and is a predicted model, not a curated record. Gene Ontology annotation, biological process: G protein-coupled receptor signaling pathway.